Penicillium cataractarum is the source of this 936-nucleotide messenger RNA. Its product is annotated as oxidoreductase, short-chain dehydrogenase/reductase family. The record is from RefSeq and is a predicted model, not a curated record. Bases 1 to 936 code for a protein of 311 amino acids. NCBI's taxonomy places the organism in Eukaryota, Fungi, Ascomycota, Eurotiomycetes, Eurotiales, Aspergillaceae. The transcript has 4 exons. Gene Ontology annotation, molecular function: oxidoreductase activity.
AUGCCUCCCGUGUCCCAGUUUGUUGAAAGGCCCGCAAGCGGUGCCAAAUCUCAGUUCGAGCCUGGCCAUAAAAUCCCAAUCCAACAUUUGACCAAGCCUGGUCUGGAGUCGGACCUGGCGGACCCAAAACCCGUCUUUGACAAAAUUCCCACCGAAGACGGCGGCUAUCAGCUAUACAAGGCAGCCGGGAAGCUGCAAGGCAAGAGAGCUAUUAUCACCGGUGGCGACUCCGGAAUUGGUCGUGCGACGGCGGUCCUCUAUGCGAUGGAGGGGGCGUCGAGCUUGAUUGUCUAUUUGCCGCAGGAGGAGUCGGACGCCAAGGAAACCAAAAGGAUUGUAGAGGAGCACGGUGCAAAGUGUCACUCUCUGGCUAUUGACUUGCGGAAGCGAGAGAAUUGCAAGAAGGUGAUCGAUACCGCUGUACAGACCCUAGGAGGUAUCGACAUCCUGGUCAACAAUGCGGCCUUCCAGCAUAUGCUGAGUGAUAUCAGCGAGCUCGACGAGGAUCAGUGGGAGCGAACCUUUGACACGAACAUUCAUCCAUUCUUCUAUCUCUCAAAGUAUGCUCUGCCUCACAUGAAGCGAGGAUCCACCAUCAUCAACUGUGCAUCUGUCAACCCAUACAUUGGUCGUGGCGAUCUCCUCGACUAUACGUCGACCAAGGGAGCCAUAGUGGCAUUCACACGAGCCCUGUCGAACCAGCAACUCAAAAAUGGCAUUCGCGUCAACUGCAUUUGCCCCGGUCCCAUAUGGACCCCGCUCAUUCCAUCGACAAUGCAAACUAGUGCCAUGGAGCAAUUCCACACAGUACCGAUUGGACGGCCAGGACAGCCAAGUGAAGUGGCAACGUGCUUCGUCUUUCUUGCCAGCCAGGAUAGUAGUUAUAUUGCGGGCCAGUGUCUUCAUCCAAAUGGCGGAGUCAUGGUUAAUGGCUAA